Messenger RNA from Pleurotus ostreatus (oyster mushroom), 2811 nucleotides. RefSeq lists its product as uncharacterized. The record is from RefSeq and is a predicted model, not a curated record. Lineage: Eukaryota; Fungi; Basidiomycota; Agaricomycetes; Agaricales; Pleurotaceae. The transcript has a single exon. Gene Ontology annotation, molecular function: nucleic acid binding; zinc ion binding. The coding region runs from base 1 to 2811 and encodes 936 amino acids.
AUGGAUACAAACGAGGGUUCCAUUCAGAACAGAGCGCCGAGCGCUGGACGGCCAGAAUCCAUCGAGUCCAUAUUGCCCACCCGCAAUAAAGGGAAAGGACGAGCUACAUCGUCUGACCUGGAACGGGAUAGAGAAAGGGAAAAGAGGCUGGCAAACGAUUACGAGCGAGGCAACGCCAAGCACGAAUCCGAGGCCUCGUCCCAACGAAUGAGGGAAUGGGUCAACGACCAACGCUCAGCGGACAAACGGCAAACGAUGAUGCCAUCGCCUACGCUUUUGCAGGGCGCGUUCACCGAAUUUCUCAUUCAAAUGAGGAUUCGAGAAAACGAAACGGGGACACAACUGUCCACGGAGCAGAUCAACGAUCUGGUGCGAGCCAUAUUGGCUGACCGGGCCACUCGCGACAAACACAAUGGCGAUGGGGCCGCGCCAGCUGGGCAACCAGCACGUACGGACAACGUCCAGGAGCUCCGUGGCCCAGUACACCCCAGCUGGGAUACACGUGUGGCUCUACAACGAUGGCGGAAUGACGCCAUGGCCAACCACGAAUACACCGAAAUCCCUGAUCAAGGGAUAGUAUUUGAUGAUAAGGGCGCGCCCAUGGAGCGGCCCGCACAUCAUAAUAACGGUGUGGCCAAUGAGAGAUUGGCAACGGCUGCCCCAGCACGCCCCAAACGCGUGAAAACCGCAGUAACAGUGUUAUCUGACCGUAACCUGGACCACACGGUCCCUGAUUAUGGGGGUGACCCGACAACUAAUCGUCGCUCGUCGCGAUACAACAUUCCGGCAACCCAGCCGUAUGCAGAACUGCCCCCAGUAGGGCGAAGAGCUAGAUCGAGAAAUCGAUCCUUAUCGAGCCGAGGUGACGAUAACGGCGACGGGGAACCCCAUCGCAGGGAAAACACACAAUUGCGUAUGGGCGAACUUAAUGAUAUGGACGUCAAUAGGAGGCAUCGGUCACGACUCACCUCAGAAGAUCUGGAUGUGGGAAGGCAUGAACUGCCAGGACAAUCAUCGUCCUACCAACGCGCCAUCGAACGUCGAUACCUGACGUUAAUCAAUGAUCAGCUAGGAGAACAGCUGGUGCUACCCAAUGGGCUGAAGCCACCCUCGGGAAUUCCGAAACCCGACAAAUACUCGGGAGAGGCAGACGUUGAAAUAUUCAACAAUUGGCUACAAUCGCUGCUGAGGUGGCUUCGCCUCCAACUCUAUGGAGGCGCUGAAAGGGAUGGCGAAUGCGUAGCCAUGGUUGGCCUAUUCAUCGAUGGAAAGGCGGCCACCUGGUACAACGACGAAGUCGAUGGAAUGUACCGACGCCACCGUUCGUGGACAUUCGCGAGAGUCAUACUAGACAUGUACGAUCGGUUCGUACAGCCCACUGCGAUGCAAGACGCUACUGAGCAGUUUUACGCCGUGGAAUACACGAGCAGUGGAGGCGUGAGGGGCUUCUACGACGAGCUCGACCGUAAGGCAGCGCGUAUGAUCCACUCGGUGGAUGCCUAUACGUUCAGGCGACAGUUCCUGAUGGGACUACCGUCGUACAUCAGGAAUGUGAUUAUUGACCAUGGAUAUACGGCGGAACGACACCGUCUGAAAGAAAUAUACCGCGUCGCCAUCCAAGUGGAGGAAGGACGGAUAAUUACUAAACAUUACGCGGCGGCUAGUUCGAAACGAGCAGCCAACACCAACGUGAAUGGUGAAAGGCAGCAAUCGGGGAACCGUAGGUUCGCCAGACACACUCCCUACAAUGGCAACGAGGGCAAAUCGAGCCCUCACGGCCUGCGUAGAGGGGACCAAAAUACCAAUACAAGGCCGACGCCGCCCAUCAAUAACGUUCGUAAUGAACGGAAGGACGAGCGGCCCGGUAAAGGGCCCAUAGUUAAUCAUGCCGCACGGCCCAACGCGCCUCGGCAGACACACCCAGGACCCUCCCAAUCACGAUGCUACGCGUGUGGCAACUUGGGACACUUUGCGAGUGACCCAGCAUGCCCAAAACGGGAGCAGCCAAAGAUGUUCGCUGCACGAGAUGUGAACGAUCAUGAUGACGGACGAUCGGUGGCAUCCCUGGCGCAUGACCAGCGGUCAGUAGCGGAAGCUGGAGGUUUAACCAGUGCCCACGUCGAAGAUGAUCGACACGACGAGUACGAGAGAUCAAGAUAUUCGUCGCCCACUAGUGACAGUGAUGGAUCUCGGGACGAGUAUGAGAACGAACCCGAGGAUGUUGGAGAUGAUCGCAUGGCAGCGAUGAACGAGGCGUUGGGAGAACGCAUGUUUGCUAUGAGAAACGCCGCACCGGAGCAGCGGCCUCGGCGACAAAUAGCGGGAGACCGAAUCGCAUUGUGGUCGCAGGAUCGUAAAUACGUGGCUAGGCCACAGCGAACGAGCGACGAAAAGGCUGUACUAGCCAUGUUGGUGGACAUAGGCGGUGAACAGGCCUUCACGCUAUUUGAUUCAGGAUGCACGACUGACAGUCUCAGUCCGGAAUACGCUAGAGUAGCGAAAAUUCCAUAUGGCCACUUGAAAGAGCCAGUGCCACUACAACUGGGCACGGUAGGUAGCAGUUCGAGGAUAAACUUCGGAGCAGAAGCUACCCUAAAACUAGGGCCAAUAGUGUCGAAAACAUACUUCGACAUAGCCAAUUUGGACCGAUACGAUGCAAUCAUCGGCACCCCCACAAUGCGAAAGUACGGCAUAGUACUCGAUUUCGCGGAUAAAUGCGUCCGAAUAGGCAACCGCACAUUCGACGCAAUUAAGGAAGGGGAGGAGACACGACUUAUGGCCAGAAGACACUCCAUACAACGGAGGAAAUGA